UUAAACCCCAGUCUAGCAGUAGGAUCUGACUCCAAGGAUGUUUGAUUUGGAAGGAGGGUGGAAUGUCUCUUUUGCCGGUUGUGGGUUUUUGGGGGUGUAUCACGUCGGUGUUGCAAGUUGCUUUCAAGAAAAAGCCCCCUACCUGAUCAGAGAUGCCAACAAGAUCUACGGGGCAUCUGCUGGUGCCCUAACUGCAGCUGCCCUGGUGGGUGGAGCCUGCCUAGCCCAGUGCUGUGCAGAUGUUAUGGAUGUAGCUAAAGAAGCCAGAAAGAGGAACCUGGGCCCCCUGCACCCAACCUUUAACCUGGUAAAGAUUUUACGAAACGGGCUCUACAACAACCUACCGGAGAACGCCCACGAGCUGGCGACAGGGCGGCUGUGCAUCUCUCUCACGCGCGUGGCCGACGGGGAAAACGUCCUGGUGUCUGAGUUCAGCUCCAAGGAUGAGCUUAUCCAGGCACUAAUCUGCAGUUCAUUUGUCCCCAUUUACUGUGGCAUAAUACCACCAUCGUUUCGGGGAGUGCGCUAUGUAGAUGGAGGAAUCAGCAACAACCUUCCUCGAUACGAGCUGAAAAACACCAUCACCAUCUCACCAUUCUCUGGGGAGAGUGACAUCUGUCCAAGAGAUAACUCCAGCAACUUCCAUGAACUGCGAGUUGCUAACACCAGCAUCCAGUUAAGCUUGAACAACUUCUACCGACUGACCAGGGCACUCUUUCCUCCGGAGCCCAAGAUACUGGCAGAAAUGUGCCAGCAAGGAUACAAUGAUGCACUUAGAUUCCUGAAGGAGAACAAUCUUUUCAGGCUGCACGCCCCUGUCGUUAGCCUGGCGGAGGUGAAGCUCCCUGCACCUACCUGCUCUGUUGGAGAGAGGAACAGCCAGAUCAAACUUGUGAGCACUAUACCAACACAAGAGGAGACCACCAAGAACAGAUUACUAAGAGCCUUUAGUUUCUUGUGCAAACGGCACUGGUCUCUAGAUGAGCAAUUCAUUGAGAAUCUCCCGCCCGCACUCAGAAAAGCUGUUUUUGACGCCUGCAAAGAAAAGAGUGGUCUUUAUGCCCAGGUCUCCAACAUGCUGCCCAUCCGUGUGGCAUCCUACAUGCUGCUGCCCUACACACUUCCAGUGGAGUCUGCUUACUCUGUUGCUAUAAGGUUGGUAGAGUGGCUCCCAGACGUUCCUGACGAUGUGCGUUGGUUACAAGAACAACUGCGGCACAUCGCCGGCUCAGUUUAUCAGCAAGCCGUUCAACGAAUGGGGAAACAGCAGUCGAGCACACCACCUCUACGGAAAUGCAUGAGCCUCCCUCUCUCUCUAGAGAUGGACCAACCCUACCUUGGCCUGGCUGGAUAUCACCAGUUCUCCUCGGUGGACCUGGACAGAUGGUACUAGGGCUUUUACAGCCCACCCACCCUGCUAAGCAAACAAGCCCCCUCAGCCUGAUCCCUACCUCCUCACCCAGGCAGAUCUGCUACUUCACAAGCUUGCCAGAUGGGGUUAGAAAACUCUCCCCACACCUGCAAAAAAGAUGAAGUGUGACAACCUGAAAAUUUAACUCUAUGCAUUUGUGAUUUUGUUCAUUUAUUUACUCAUGGAGACUCCACAUAUGGUUUUCAGUUGCUCCUUAUUUUAAAGCUAAGGGGACCGAAUGACAAGGGGAUGUUAUAACAUCUAGGAAUUGUUUCCUUCCUGUACACCUAAGUCGAAUGAAUCUUCAAAGGGUUGGAUCAUUUCAAAGUCAGCAUCCUACUAGAGUUUCAUGUAUGGAUUAGCAAAAGUAUGAACCACAGCAGCAGAAAGUUCAAAUUUCUCUACCUCAGUUUUGUAUUUAUCAGAUAUAAAAAUCACUAUAAACCCUGAAUUAUUUAAUUUAUUGAUACUUUAAAAAGGAGGUUUUAACUGCAGGUAGUAUCAGAUUUAAAAACAAAAUGCCUUACAUUGAAAAUGUGUUUGUUUUUCUGAACCAUUAUUUUUUUAGGCCAGAAUUGGGUUAGCAAAGCUGUUAUCUGUAGGAUUUAUUAACAUUCACACAAAACUGAGUCUGUAUUGCCUUUAAGGGUCCAACCAUUCUGUGCAUAUAUACACACACACACACACACACACACAAGGUUAGGACAAGAUUGGUGUAAACUUCAAGAAAAACUGUAGAUUUGAUUAUAGUUCUAUAUCUGUUCUGAAUUUCAGUUUGGAAAGAAUUUAACUGCUUUAAUUUUUCCACAGAAUAAAUACUCUAUUGCAACAAAAGCCUUUUUAAUGUCUGUUAUUGAGGGGGUGUUCUUGAAUGAGACAUCCUCAUCUCUCCCUAAAUGUUCUUGCCAUCAUUUUCCAGAUCAGCACACCUCCUCCCUGACCCGAACUUGGAACAACCUUGAAACCAGUGCAUAAAUAAAUGGGGUCUAAAAUAACCAGAGAUGGUUGCUUCUUUCUUUAAUGGGUCAUUUGAUCGAGUUCUGGGUUUAGUUUACUCUUGAAAUAGUAUACCAUUACAGAAAAAAG
This is a messenger RNA of Polyodon spathula (Mississippi paddlefish), 2497 nucleotides long. It is a transcript of the gene pnpla3, whose product is annotated as patatin-like phospholipase domain containing 3. Lineage: Eukaryota; Metazoa; Chordata; Actinopteri; Acipenseriformes; Polyodontidae. The record is from RefSeq and is a predicted model, not a curated record. Bases 38 to 1393 code for a protein of 451 amino acids. Gene Ontology annotation, biological process: triglyceride catabolic process; lipid homeostasis; positive regulation of triglyceride catabolic process. The transcript is spliced from 9 exons. Gene Ontology annotation, cellular component: cytoplasm; lipid droplet; membrane. Gene Ontology annotation, molecular function: triacylglycerol lipase activity.